Messenger RNA from Chenopodium quinoa (quinoa), 1275 nucleotides. RefSeq lists its product as uncharacterized. The transcript is spliced from 2 exons. The record is from RefSeq and is a predicted model, not a curated record. NCBI's taxonomy places the organism in Eukaryota, Viridiplantae, Streptophyta, Magnoliopsida, Caryophyllales, Amaranthaceae. The coding region runs from base 1 to 1275 and encodes 424 amino acids.
AUGUCUUUCAUUUCUUCCACCUCAAGCUCCUCUUCUGAUGAUUUCUCCAAAAAUCAUGAAUUUGAUUGCUUAGUUGAUGAGUAUGUAGCAAAUCACCUACCUCAUAGAUUACUUCCUCCAGACCAACCACAAGAACCUCAACUAAAUAAUGAAACUGAACUAUCAACGGAGCCCAAAAGGGAUAGGGAAAGAGAAAAAGGGCAUGUGCAACUAUACAACGAUUAUUUCGCGAAUAAUCCAGUGUAUAACGACAACCAAUUCCGACGUAGAUUCCGUAUGCAACGGUCAUUGUUCUGCCGCAUUAUGAGCAAAGUGGUUGAGGGGGAUCAAUUCUUCCAGCAACGUCGAAAUGCAGCUGGGAAGCUUGGUUUAUCACCGUUGCAGAAAUGCACCGCUGCAAUAAGAAUUGAAUAUCUACGAAAACCUACAGAUGAAGAUUUAAGGAGAAUCCUUCAUCAAAAUGAUCUGCGUGGUUUUCCAGGGAUGAUUGGUAGUAUAGACUGCAUGCAUUGGGAGUGGAAGAAUUGUCCUACUGCUUGGAAGGCACAAUAUGCUGGUCGUAGCAAGAGUGCAACUCUCAUUCUUGAAGCUGUUGCUGAUCAGGAUCUAUGGAUUUGGCAUGCGUUCUUUGGAAUGCCUGGGUCAUGUAACGAUUUGAAUGUCCUUUACCGUUCACCGGUAUUUGAUGAUGUUUUACAAGGUCAUGCACCACCCAUAAAUUUUACGGUUAAUGGACAUCAAUAUGAGUUGGGCUACUACUUGGCCGAUGGGAUUUACCCGAGAUGGCCAACUUUUAUACAGGGUAUAACACAUCCUCAUGUUAGAAAAGACAAGUUGUUUGCUGAUCAACAAGUAGCAGUUCGGAAAGACGUCGAACGGGCUUUCGGAGUUUUACAAGCUAGGUUCGCUAUACUACGACAACCAGCACUUGCAUACGACGAAGAUAUUCUCUGUGAUAUUAUGAAAGCCUGUAUAAUAAUGCACAACAUGAUCGUCGAGGAUGAACGACACAACUACGCACGUGCAGAUGUUUUGAGACGAUACUACGAAGAAGAUCGACCACAACGUACGGUGAGGCGGGCAGACCCGAGCACAAGUGCCACGGUGUUUAACAACGAGCCAUUUGAAUUCAACGUCGGGCGACCACCCAACAUUGAUUUCAACACGUAUUUGGAGAGAAGGAUUUCCCUUCGUGAUAGAGAAAUUCAUUCAUCUCUGAAACAAGAUUUAGUGGAGCACAUAUGGCAGAACUUUCGUCAUAAUGCGGUUGAAUAA